Messenger RNA from Impatiens glandulifera, 1025 nucleotides. RefSeq names its product cytokinin riboside 5'-monophosphate phosphoribohydrolase LOG8-like. Gene Ontology annotation, cellular component: nucleus; cytosol. Gene Ontology annotation, biological process: cytokinin biosynthetic process. The record is from RefSeq and is a predicted model, not a curated record. Gene Ontology annotation, molecular function: hydrolase activity, hydrolyzing N-glycosyl compounds. The transcript has 7 exons. NCBI's taxonomy places the organism in Eukaryota, Viridiplantae, Streptophyta, Magnoliopsida, Ericales, Balsaminaceae. Bases 184 to 834 code for a protein of 216 amino acids.
ACAGGUUAGAUUGGACAUGGAAAGGAACUUUGUGGGCUUACUUUCUAUAUAUAUAUUUACUACUGCCCAGAGCCAAAUGCUGCAAAUUUCUUGAUUUCAAUUGCAUGCUUGACGAUUAUUUACCGAGAAAACGAGAAAAGGGUUGUUUAUUUGAUCUGAAUGGUGCAAGAUUGAAGGAAGAAGAUGGAAAGGUAUGCGAUUAACAAGUUCAAAAGGAUUUGUGUCUUCUGUGGAAGCAAUCCUGGUUAUAGGAGUAUUUACAGUGAAGCUGCUGUUGAAUUGGGGAAUGAACUGGUUGAGAGAAAGAUAGAAUUGGUAUAUGGUGGGGGGAGUUUUGGCUUGAUGGGUUUGAUUUCUCAGAAAGUAUAUGAUGGUGGAUGUCAUGUUAUUGGAGUCAUCCCCAAAGCUCUUGUGUCUCUUGAGAUAUCUGGUCAAAGUGUUGGGGAGGUAAGAAUUGUUGAGGAUAUGCAUGAGCGUAAAGCUUUAAUGGCUAAAGAGGCCGAUGCUUUCAUUGCUCUUCCGGGUGGAUAUGGAACCAUGGAAGAAUUGUUAGAGAUGAUAACAUGGUCUCAGCUUGGAAUUCAUAAAAAACCGGUUGGCCUGCUGAAUGUUGAUGGUUAUUACAACAACUUGCUGGCAUUAUUCGAUAAUGGUGUUCAAGAAGGCUUCAUAAAUCGAGGUGCUCGUCACAUUGUCCUUUCUGCCCCAACUGCCAAGGAGCUGUUGAUAAUAAUGGAGCAAUUUGCGCCCUUGCAUGAUCAUGUUGCUCCUCUUGAAAGUUGGAAGAUGGAACAACUGGCUAAUAAUUACCCAAGUGAAGAGAGUUCUAAAUGAGUCUAUUAUUGGUGGUAGGUCUGUGAUUUAUCAAAUGGAUUCCAAGUGUAUUUUUUACUAUGUACUUUUAUUUUUCACCAUUCUUUGUGUUUUCAUAUCCAAAAAAAAAUAUUAAUCUGUCUUGAUGUUGAUGUUAAUGUUACUUCAUAUAAUGGUUGAACUAUUGAUUAUGAAGAUUACCUAUUUGUUGA